Rotaria sordida is the source of this 828-nucleotide messenger RNA. The record is from the annotation of a GenBank genome assembly. NCBI's taxonomy places the organism in Eukaryota, Metazoa, Rotifera, Eurotatoria, Philodinida, Philodinidae.
AUGCCUCUAUUAGAUGCUAAUGCUAUUGCUCUUCUUCAUACACUUCUGACAACAAAUUCACUUUCACGUCUUUCAACAUUAUGUGCAUCAUUACAAGCACCUGUCGAACAUAUUUUAUCAAUUGUUGCUACUCAUCCAUUUGUUUUUGCACGUCUUCGUGCAACUGAUACACCUGGUGAUGAUCGUAUUGCAGUUGUACUUGAUUUAACCAAUUGUACGUUCUAUGCACGUCCACCAAAUGGUUGUACAAAAGAUAUUGCUUGUCCCUACUUACAUUUAUGUCCAUCGGUUGUUUUACCUAAUCGUCGUUGUCAACGGCCACAUGAUUGUCCAUUAUCACAUUCACUUGAUACGGAACAUAAUCGACGUGUUAUUCUGGAACGUGGUUUAGAAAAUUUACCACAAAAAACUCUUAUUAUGCUUAUUUUGGCUUCAGCUGAUCCAAGUAAAACAUUUGCGGUUUGUCAUCAUAAACCAAAACCAUGUCGAGAAGCAAAUUGUGAUGAUUUACAUCUAUGUUAUUUUUAUAUGUGUUCACCUCAUCUAUGCAAAUAUGGUGAUUGUAAAGCUGGACAUUCAUUAAUGACACAACGUAAUAUUGAUUAUUUGGAACGUCGUGGUCUUGCACAUAUUGAACCUAUUGAUGUUAUUGCACUUUUUCGUAUUGUUGAUGAAAAUAAAAAACGUUCUCAUUUUUAUCGAUAUCAAUUAGAACAACAACAACAACAACAACAACAACAACCGCAACAACCACAACCAAUGAUGAUUAUGACAUUAAUGAUGGAUGAACAUGGUCAACAUCAACAACAACCAAUGAUAAUGUUUUGA